GAAAGCCAUUAUUUAUUUCCUUCUGCUUAUUCGAAUCCAACAGGAAGAGAAGAAUAGAAUAGAAGGGAAGAGCAGAGCAGAGCAAAGCUCGUUACGCAGAAGAAAACACAAAACCCAGGAGAGAAGGAGAACGAUAAGAAGAGAGAAAAAUGUCGUGGCAAACUUACGUCGAUGACCACCUCAUGUGCGACAUUGAGGGCAAUCACCUUACCGCUGCAGCCAUCAUCGGUCACGACGGUAGCGUAUGGGCCCAGAGCAGUUCAUUCCCUAAGUUUGAGACCGAGGAGAUAAAUAGCAUUAUGAAAGAUUUUGCUGAACCAGGCUACCUUGCCCCAACUGGCUUAUUUCUUGGGGGCACAAAGUACAUGGUAAUCCAAGGAGAGCAAGGAGCUGUCAUCCGUGGGAAGAAGGGAUCUGGUGGCAUCACCAUAAAGAAGACCAAUCAAGCUCUAAUUUUUGGUGUCUAUGAGGAGCCUGUGACUCCAGGACAGUGCAACAUGGUUGUUGAGAGGUUGGGGGAUUACCUCAUUGAACAGGGCCUCUAGGUCUCCAUAUCAAGACUCAAGAGUCCCUCCCUUGUCUUUGUUUUUUACUUUUUUCCCCCCAUUUCUUAUGUAAUUCUUUUCCAUUUUUGCGUCCUCCCUCCCUAUGAACUGGCAAUGGAGAUGGUGCAGAUAAUAACUGUCUGAGGACGGUAACAGUUAUUUGGAGUCUUAGGGGUCAUCAAAUCUUUUAUUUUCAUGUCUA
Messenger RNA from Nelumbo nucifera (sacred lotus), 747 nucleotides. Its product is annotated as profilin-like. Gene Ontology annotation, cellular component: cell cortex. Lineage: Eukaryota; Viridiplantae; Streptophyta; Magnoliopsida; Proteales; Nelumbonaceae. Gene Ontology annotation, molecular function: actin monomer binding. The record is from RefSeq and is a predicted model, not a curated record.